This is a messenger RNA of Amorphotheca resinae ATCC 22711, 2896 nucleotides long. RefSeq lists its product as hypothetical. The transcript is spliced from 2 exons. Gene Ontology annotation, cellular component: nuclear pore. Gene Ontology annotation, molecular function: protein binding; structural constituent of nuclear pore. Lineage: Eukaryota; Fungi; Ascomycota; Leotiomycetes; Helotiales; Amorphothecaceae. The coding region runs from base 148 to 2772 and encodes 874 amino acids. Gene Ontology annotation, biological process: protein import into nucleus; ribosomal large subunit export from nucleus; ribosomal small subunit export from nucleus. The record is from RefSeq and is a predicted model, not a curated record.
ACCACAUCACCAACCUGCCAGCAACCAACUCAGCAGCAGUCAAGUUUACGUUCCUCUCGAAUUGAUAGUCCAUGAUCUAGCCAUAGAUUCAAAAAGGUUGCAAAGCUUCCCGAAGCUCUGAAGGCGGCUGGGCUAUAGGCUUCCAAAAUGCCAAAGGUCCUCAAUUACACCCCAGCUUGGCUUUCCAAGCCAAAUCCUGGCCAUGAGAUCUUUGUUCCCUCAGCCAAACAAUCAGAUUCCUCGUCUCUUCUGGUGGGUUCAAAUGGCAAGAGAAAUGCAAAGCCUGGUCCUCGUCGAACGAUUGCGCAGAGGGGAACGGAGGUGUUUAUUGCCGUUGGAAAGGAGAUUCGAUGGGCCGAUCUUGUUUACUUGAAGGAAGCGUGGGAGGACAAGCAGCAAAGAGAGAAAAGUUCUGGGAAGGGAAAGGAUACGGAUAGUCAGUAUGGAGACAAUCAUGCCCAGGGCUAUCGGACUAUCAAAACUACGGUUGCGGACGAUAUACGACAGUUGAUAAUCUCUCCGAACGCCAACUAUCUUGCGAUCCUCACUACACAUACUGUUCAUAUUGCCAUCUUGCCUGAACCGUCACAUCUCACAGCUCCUGAUACGGGGCCAAUGAAAUUGAAGACAUAUACCUUGGGCCCGACGACUCAUGUAACAUCACAAUCCGGGAUAGUUUCUGCCCUCUGGCAUCCUCUUGGGGUAAAUGGCACAUGCUUGGUAACAGUGACAGAAGAUGCUGUAGUGCGAGUAUGGGAGUUAUCUACAGCGGACCGUUGGUCUUUUGAUCGACCAACACUUGCUAUCGAUCUCAAGAAGUUAGCCGACGGAACUUCUGCGGAUCAAGAUUUUGGAGCUUCAGGAUCUGGUAUGAACAAAGGAUUUUCUCCGGACUCCUUCGAGAUGGAGGUUGCAUCUGCAUGUUUCCCUGCCAGAGGGUCUGGAGGAUGGUCUCCAAUGACACUAUGGAUCGCUAUGAGAGAAGGAGAUGUGUAUGCGCUGUGUCCCCUAUUACCCGAGAAAUUUUCUCCGCCUCCAACACUGAUACCCUCGCUAUCUGUUUCAAUUGUUGCAAAGAUUGCGACGAUUGAAGAUGAUCCAGAGGUAUCGCAGAAAAGCAAACUUCUAGCUCAACAACAGCUAGCAUGGAUGUCUGAUAUCGACAUGCAAGAACCAGUGUAUAUUGAGGCUUCACUCGGCGAACCAGCUGCGGAAGUUUACAAUAGACCAAGCAAGCCUGGCCGUAUACCAAAACUUCAAGGCCCUUUCGAUUUUGAUCUAGCUCCUGAGGAAUCUGAAGAUGAGCUCGAUAGUCUGCUCAGCGAUAUUUAUGUCAUUGGCCCCAAAGUUGAUGGGGAUGAGUUGAUGCUAGGAGAAGAGGACGAACUCGAAUUGGACGAUGGUGAUAAUGAUGCAGGACUGUCCAUGGGUAUAGUUUGCCUCUCCGCGAGUAGUGGUCGAGUUUCUAUUUGCUUGGACCUGGAUGGAGUCGAAGCACAAUGGUUGCCAAGAUCAAAGUCUAAGACUUCGCGAUUCAUUGAGGAUGAGGAUCCUCCGUCCUUAUUGACGUUUCAAGUUCUCGACACACUACGCGACGGGGAGGUGUGGGAUGGCAAUUGGCCCAUGUUCAGUCUAGACUAUGACUCUCGGUAUUCCUUCUACAUUACCGAUACUUCAAGCAUCACCUUCAUGUCGCUCACACCUUGGGUAUUUCGCCUAGAGAGUGAGUUAACAGAAGGUACAGCCGGUACUGAUUUCAGAGUUGAACUCCUUGCCAAGGGACAAAACACAAUUCGCGAGCGAAUUUACACCCAGAAAGCAGAUGAUCGAUCAAGUCCACUGGCCGCAAGUACCUUAAUUCGCGACCCUGAUCUUGGAUGCUUUCUCCUUACUGCAACUCCACACGGUCCAAUCUCUGUGUCCUUCGAGGCGCCAGAUUUUGAAUACGACCUUAUCCGUCGAUCCCGAUCGCCAACUUACGAUUCAGAGCCUGACAAACCUCUGACUUUGUAUGAGCCCAGACCAGUGUAUCAACCAGCCCACAGUUUCGAGGAAAGUUCUGCUCUGCCAUCUCUGCUGGAGAAGUUAAGGCAUAGCAAAUACAAAAGGCUACUAAAGGAGGAGGUUCGAUUAUCACCAGCCACCCUUACGAUUAUGACGGAUGCCCAUAAAGUCCUCAGUGAGGAGACCCAUCGCAUUGGAACGGCCGCAGCAGAACUUUUCAGACGAUGUGAACGCUUACAGAUCGAAUUACGGAAUCAGAUUCAGAAGGCAAAUGAUGUCGCAAAUCGAGUGGAAGCCAUCACUGGCACAGACUUUGAUGACGAGGAGCCAGCUAUGACAAAUAAUGAAGUUCUGGAGCAACGCAUCCAAGCAGCGAAGGAUAACCAAAAGAAGAUCACGGAAAGAAUAGAAAGGUUGAAGAAACUGCAAUCGAAAGGAACGAACCGGGAAUUGAGUGACAAGGAAAAAGCGUGGAUAGAUGAGGUUGCUCUAGUAGAGAGCAAGAUCACUGAUAAAGGGGAAGAUGCUCCAGAGGGUAAUGGGAAAGAACCGUGGAGUCGAUAUGCCGAGGUCAUGUCGUUGAAGGAAGAUCUGUUGGAGCAGGCCAAGGAAUUAGCUGUGGCGGAGGAGCCAGUCGCUUCUCCCAAUCUGAAGAUACCGUCUGAGAUCCGGAAGGCGAAGAUAGCUCAGGUCAUGAGUUUGUUAGAUCGUGAAACAGCGUUGGUGGAGGGAGCGAGAAGUCGACUGGAGAGAUUGAGCAUGGCGUAGAUACCUCUUCAAAUGUAUUGGUCUGGAUAGCGUCACAGUCAAUAAUCAUGUAUAAGUAUUAUGUAGGGCGUUCGCAAUAUCGAAAUUCGAGGAUUGGGUAUCAAUAUGCCCGAAUCACAAGGCU